AAAAUAAAUACAAAUUAAUAGCAUAAAUAAUAACAUUUCUUUUUCUUUUCAUAAUUUGUAAUUAGAAUAAAAAUGAAAACAAAAGAAAUAAACUUAACAAAUAUCUUGUUUAAAGAAGAGCUUGGCAUUCGAUAUACAAAUAAAACAAAGUUUUUAAAUAAUGUUGAUUUUUUAUCUGCCCAAAAAAAAUUUUUUCAAAGAAUGUAUGAUGUAGUUAACUCUAUUGAGGAGUUUUUAAAUAAUAGAAGUUUUGAUAUUAUAUCAUUAGAUAAGAUUUUAGAAAAUCUUGAAGAUAUUUUUGCAUUAAUAAGAACAAAUAAAAAAGGCGGGGAAAUAUUCAUUUCAAUGAAAGGCCACCUUACUCUACAAAGAUUAAUAUUUAAUAAAAACAAUUUUAAUAAUGAUAGUAUUAAUCAUAUAAAUUCAAAAUUAGGGAGCAUGUCAACAGAUGAUUCCAAUAAUAAUAAUAAUAAUAAUAAUAAUAAUAAUAAUAAUAAUAAUAAUAAUAAUAAUAAUAAUAAUAAUAAUAGUACACCAAGUUUUUCCGAUUAUAUUCAAAUUGCCAGGGCUAGGAGAGAAAUUAUAAAUUCAGCUAUCAUAAUUAUGAGAGAGUUACUUGAUAUUAGUUUUUUCUCAAAAUGGGUAUUAGAGGCAAAAGGAUUUAUCUCUGAAAUAUUUAAUUUAAUUAUUGAAACUGGUCUUCGUGAGCAUACAAUGUUAUUUUUAAAUGAUUUAUUGUCAACGACAAAUACGCCACUCGAUUUAAGAGACAUUAAAAAAUUUUAUGAAAUCGCAAGGUGCACAUUCAAUCAUACUCAAUUUUAUUUAUUCAUUAAAAUUUUAUCAGCAUGCACAUUUUUUACAGAAGAUAGCACCAGCUGUAUUCAAAGUGCUCUGGAAUUGAGAGAUAAAGUUGAAAAUAUCUAUACAAUUAAUCAAACAAUUGUAUUUAAUAUACCAGGAUUUUUAAAAAAACUAGUAUCACCAUUAAGAAAAUCAACACAAGAUACUUGGAUAUCACCAGUUUUAAGAGUAGAUCAUAACGAAAUGAGCGAUGACGAGAGCGAUUUAGUAAAUGAAGAGCUUGUUUCCUCACCAGAUAGAUAUAGUGCCACGAUGUUGUCAACUGAGGAUGCAUUAAACACAUUACAAGGUUUAAAUUUUUAUCCCCAAGAUGGUGAGGAUCCAAUAAAAGCUUUAAAAUCAUAUUCAACUGCAGCAUAUCAAUCUGAAAUUUUAAUUAUAUUGUUCAGUUUAAUAAAUGGUUCAAGAAAAUUUCAAAUUUUAACAGAAUUAAAAAAAUUAAAUUUUAUGGAUAUUUUUUAUAAAAUUUUUAAACUUAUUGAUUGGAAAAAAUCGGAAUUUAAAAAUGAUUUUAAUCCAUUUUAUAUUAGAAAAACUCAAAUCAUAAGAUUAUUUUUAGUCUAUAACGAUAAUUAUCUUGUAUCAUCAUUUGGUAAUCAAUUUGCAACCGAAAAAGAACUCCAUAAAAUUAAAAAUCAACCAUGUGAAGAUAAAAAUUGUUGUUAUGAUAGAGAGGGUAUACCAGAAAUUAAUUUAGGUGAUUUAAGUAAUGUUCAAGAUUCUAGUGAAGAAAAUGAAAAUAAUGAAGAAAAUGGAGAAAUUAAUAAUAACAAUAUAAAUAAUAAUGAUGAAAAUUCUAUAAAUAAUAAUAAUAAUCAAUUACAUUAUAACAAAUUAGUGAAAGAAUUUAAUGCAAAAGAAAGUUCAGUUAUAUUAUCAAUUGUCAAUGCAUUUAUAGAUUGUAGAUUUGCUGAAAGAGAAAGAUCACAUGUUACAUAUUGUUUAGAGACAUUCCUACGUUCAUGGCCAGACAACAGUUUACAAAAUUAUUUUAUUGAAAGAGGAUUUUUAAAAUAUAUAAUCAAAGAUGUUGCAAAUAAAAAUUCUGUAAUUUGUCAAUUAAAUUACGAUUUGUUUGGAGAACUUGUAAAAAAUAAUAGAUAUGGAUUUAAGAUAUUAACAGAAAACAUCAAAGACAAACCAGAAGGAUUUUUGAAUUAUUUUUUAGAGAAUGUCAUCGAUGCAAAUGUAGGUCUUAGACAAAUAGUAGUAUCAUUAUAUAGUUUCAAAUUGGAAAAUGAAAAAUUCAAAGACGAUCCAAGUUAUAUUCCAUAUGAUUUCGAAAAUUGUAUUGUUUCACAAUAUUUUGAAAAAAAUAAAAAAACAAUGAUUUUGAAUUUUAUCGAUGUCUUAACUCCAGAGACAUUAGAUUUAGGAAAUUUAUGUUGUUUAAAUUCUUCAUUGGUUUUAUUGGCAAUUUUAAAAAAAGAAAACAAAUUAGGUUUUUACCUUGGACAAAUUGUUUUAAAAGAUAAACAAACAAAUGGUGAGUUCCAUAAAAAAAUCUUUUCAUUAUUAAAGAUCUGGAGAAUGUUUUAUUUAUUUAAUUCAAAAGAUAAAGGAAAAUUAGAGCAUUCAACAAAGGAACUAAAAUUUUCAGAAAUUUUUGAAAUAGUUAUAAUUUUAGAAAAUUUAUGUUAUAAAUUGGGUAAUAAAUAAAAGUGUACAAAAAAAAUAAAAAAAUCAAAAACAAUAAUCUAAAAUUUUUUUAAUCAAAUUUUUUUAAAUAAAAAAUAUACUUAUUAUAUU
Dictyostelium purpureum is the source of this 2613-nucleotide messenger RNA. RefSeq lists its product as uncharacterized. Lineage: Eukaryota; Evosea; Eumycetozoa; Dictyosteliales; Dictyosteliaceae. Gene Ontology annotation, biological process: ubiquitin-dependent protein catabolic process. The transcript is spliced from 5 exons. Gene Ontology annotation, cellular component: Cul4A-RING E3 ubiquitin ligase complex. The record is from RefSeq and is a predicted model, not a curated record. Gene Ontology annotation, molecular function: phosphatase binding. Bases 73 to 2523 code for a protein of 816 amino acids.